Aspergillus niger is the source of this 345-nucleotide messenger RNA. RefSeq lists its product as uncharacterized. Gene Ontology annotation, molecular function: iron-sulfur cluster binding; oxidoreductase activity. The transcript is spliced from 2 exons. Gene Ontology annotation, biological process: respiratory electron transport chain; tricarboxylic acid cycle; aerobic respiration. Gene Ontology annotation, cellular component: mitochondrial membrane. The record is from RefSeq and is a predicted model, not a curated record. Lineage: Eukaryota; Fungi; Ascomycota; Eurotiomycetes; Eurotiales; Aspergillaceae. The annotation marks the transcript as partial.
CGCGACACCCCGACCGCGGAUGGUCUCGAGAACCGCCAGAGCCCCGAGGAGCGUAAGAAGCUGGACGGUCUGUACGAGUGCAUUCUGUGCGCUUGCUGCUCUACCUCCUGCCCCUCGUACUGGUGGAACAGCGAGGAGUACCUUGGACCCGCUAUCCUCCUCCAGUCCUACCGUUGGUUGGCCGAUUCCCGUGACGAGAAGACCGCCGAGCGUAAGGCCGCUCUCGACAACAGCAUGAGCGUGUACCGUUGCCACACCAUUCUUAACUGCUCGCGGACUUGCCCCAAGGGCCUGAACCCCGCACGGGCCAUUGCGGAGAUCAAGAAGAUGAUGACUGCUCAUUAG